AUGAACUCGAAACUCCUCUUCCAAAUUUUCUUCUGGGGUGACUUUGAUGGUGCUCCGACCACCCCAUCCGUGGUACUUGCUCCAGGAUCUGACUGCAACCCUUAUGAGUACGCCGAGGUGCAAGUGCCGUGUUUUGAGCUGGUUUCAAACAUGUUCACCGACGGUGGUUUGAUCUGCAACGCUUUGGACCGGAGCUCUCCCUCGCGUCAAGAGAUUGGUAGAGUAGAGCUGACAGCAAGCUUGAGCCUCCUCGUCUGCGAUGCCGAGAGGAAUGGUGUGGCCGUUCCCUCUGCKUGUGAUGCUUUUCGCCUUGGCCCGGGGUUCUCAAUCUCUGGCAAAUCGUCCGAGGCACAGUCGGCCUGUCGCAACGCGAUUUUCGAAGAUCUUUCUUUAGGGGCGAGAUAUCAAGACCUAUCGAUGAAGCCCGAAGCGUGUAAGCUGAAGAUGAAAGAGAUUCGCGAGUGGAAAACGGAGAUAAGUGCCGAGGCGGUGGAAGCAGCACUGACUGUCAUGAGCGAGAUUAUCGACACGGACCUGGAAAAGUCAAUCCAACAUGGCAACGCCCUCGACAGAACCAGCAUCGCCAUCACCAACGUUAACGCUGAGGCUGAUGUUGUGGGCGGAAAGGUGUCUCAGAUUGGCAACGUCGUCGAAGAGAUCAACAGCACUCUCACCGACGUCUCCGCAACUGCAAGCUCUCUAUCGGGAACAUUGGAAGGAGUCCGUGAAGGAAUACUCAACGGCUUGCAGGACCAUAUGACCGGCUUUCUAUCCAUGCUUGAGGAGCAGACAAAUGGCAUUCUGUCCAGGUUUGAGCAGCGCUUGCAAGUGGCAUGGAUCGAGUUUUUGGCGGCACUGAACGAGAAGGCCGUCCAGUGGCUACGUGAACAGUUGGCGGCAUUCGACUCAAGUCUACGGGAAUUCUGGGCAUCAGUGAUGCCAAUCAAUCUGGUCUUGAAGUACUCCACGACGAUCUUGACGAUCUUGACGAGCGUACUAGCAAUAUACUGGSUGCGCAAGUCACAUCCAGACGUGGUGCGGAAACGUGCUUUCUGUGUUUGCGCAGCUUACGCUGUAUUCUUGGGCCGUCCUGAAGSGUACCUUGCACAGGCGUGCGCGGCGUCAGUAUAUAUCACGGGACUACGGCACAUCCUCCGCGGCAUAAUUCUGGCAACAAUGUUCGUGGCUCUCGCUAUCUCAUCAGUGCUAUAUCUCGGUUGGUCUGAUCCAGUCGUCCGAGUCACCGCCACUAUCGCCACUCUUGUCGUCUGCUCUCGGUUGCCUAUGAAUCCGCAACAGGGUCUCCGAAGAUUCUUCCGUCGAAAAGUCACCACAAUCGAGGUCCAGGAACCCGCGAAUCCCGAGCCGAUACCACGAAGAGUGCAACAACCAUCAGGAAUCCACCAGCUCAACCAAGUCCGUCCAACCAGCGGACGCAAUCGCAGCGACUCGUUCAGCGGACAGGGCAAGCCGCUGGGUGGAGAUAGAGUCGCAGCUUCUCGUUUACUGGAACCACGCGGCUGA
Messenger RNA from Ramularia collo-cygni, 1524 nucleotides. RefSeq lists its product as uncharacterized. The record is from RefSeq and is a predicted model, not a curated record. Bases 1 to 1524 code for a protein of 507 amino acids. Lineage: Eukaryota; Fungi; Ascomycota; Dothideomycetes; Mycosphaerellales; Mycosphaerellaceae. The transcript is spliced from 4 exons.